GAAUAGGGAAUAUUGGACGGAGGGAAGGAGCUUCGCCAGGUCUAUCGGAGAUCGCGGCUCCCGUUCCGGGAUGGGGCUCCUGUUUGCCAAGCUGUGGAGCCUGUUCUGUACGCAGGAACACAAAGUGAUAAUUGUGGGACUUGAUAAUGCUGGCAAGACUACAAUUCUGUACCAAUUCUUAAUGAAUGAGGUGGUUCACACAUCUCCUACCAUAGGCAGUAAUGUUGAAGAAAUUGUAGUGAAAAACACACAUUUUCUUAUGUGGGAUAUUGGUGGACAAGAGUCAUUAAGAUCAUCCUGGAAUACGUAUUAUUCAAAUACAGAGUUUAUAAUCCUUGUAGUGGACAGCAUUGAUCGUGAGAGGUUGUCUGUCACAAAAGAAGAACUCUACCGAAUGUUGGCCCAUGAGGAUUUACAAAAAGCUGCCGUACUCAUUUUUGCAAAUAAGCAAGAUAUGAAGGGUUGUAUGACUGCAGCUGAAAUUUCCAAGUAUCUAACCCUUAGUUCCAUAAAGGAUCACCCAUGGCAUAUUCAGUCCUGCUGUGCAUUAACAGGAGAAGGAUUGUGCCAAGGGCUGGAAUGGAUGACUUCCCAAACUGGAGUAAGAUAAUUCCUCUGGAUUGGAAAUGUGAAUUAUCCCAUGGACUACCCUUUUUUGCUUGUCUGCUUAGUGUAGCAACAG
Molecule: messenger RNA, 682 nt
Organism: Protobothrops mucrosquamatus (brown spotted pit viper)
Lineage: Eukaryota; Metazoa; Chordata; Lepidosauria; Squamata; Viperidae
Product: ADP-ribosylation factor-like protein 5B
Exons: 6
Coding region: 71-610 (179 amino acids)
Biological process (GO): intracellular protein transport; vesicle-mediated transport; protein localization to Golgi membrane
Cellular component (GO): cytoplasm; trans-Golgi network
Molecular function (GO): GTP binding; GTPase activity
Source: RefSeq, a predicted model, not a curated record